Endocarpon pusillum Z07020 is the source of this 2493-nucleotide messenger RNA. RefSeq lists its product as uncharacterized. The record is from RefSeq and is a predicted model, not a curated record. The coding region runs from base 1 to 2493 and encodes 830 amino acids. Gene Ontology annotation, molecular function: DNA binding. Gene Ontology annotation, biological process: DNA-templated DNA replication; error-prone translesion synthesis. Gene Ontology annotation, cellular component: epsilon DNA polymerase complex. The transcript has a single exon. NCBI's taxonomy places the organism in Eukaryota, Fungi, Ascomycota, Eurotiomycetes, Verrucariales, Verrucariaceae.
AUGGGAGACCGAGACUCGGUAGAGACACCGCGAGCCCCCGCCCCCGCCCCUCUAUUCAAAACUGCAAAUACCGCACAAGAUCCCAUCCCAUCCUCGUCCCCAGCAUUCGCAACCCCUGCAUACCCUAUAGCUUCGCGCCCAGCAAGAGAGGCAGUUCGGCCCCCUCCCCCAGCAUUCAAGAAGCCAACAACGCCUGCCGUCCUUCCAAUUCUACUCCCGCCUGCGAUACUGCGCCCAUUAGCAUUUCGCACAAUCACAAAGAAGCACAAUCUCACCAUAACAUCAUCAUCGCUGCAGCUGCUGGCUACUUUCAUAGGGAGACAUUGUGGGAGUGGAUGGAGAGAAGAAGGUCUUGCAGAGCGAGUUCUGGACGAGGUUGCAAAAGCAUGGAAGCGCAAUGGGGGUGGUGUGAUUCUGGCCGACACACCAGACAAGAAGCUAGUAGAUACUCUGAGGCAAUUGGAAUUAUGCAUGAGCGGCGGAAGAUUAGACGCAGGUCGUCUGUCGAGAAGUAAUAGCGGGCUAGGAGGCAAUGUACUGGACUCCCGAGCGGCUUUGUUGUCACGCGAGGACAGCCAGAUCAGCCUCGGUCUUUCUGGCCUUGAAGUCGAAGACGACCUGCCGAUGAACAUCUCCGGUGAUGAAAAGCCUUCGACAAAACAAGACGCCCGGCCCUAUCUCAAAGUCAUCAGCGCAUUCACCCAACCGCGCCUGACAUACUCCACAACCAAGAAGUCGCUCGAGAUAGUCACCACACCACCCUCGCUCUUCCCACCACCAUCUCAUAAAACCGCUUUCUUUCGCAACCGCUAUAAUCUUAUCCACCAGCGCCUCAUGCGCAAUGAGUCCUUUCAAACUCCCUCAUUCUCAACCACCGCCAAAAGCAAGCCAUCCCUCCAACGUUCGUCAUCAACCAUAACAACGGUGCAGCAAGCAUACAAAAUAACACCCAUUGCCAAUCUGCUAGGCCGCUCCGGCUCUUCCCAUCUUCUACUAGGCCUGCUGGCGAUCGCACCAACGACGGGCGAGUUAGCGCUGAGCGACCUGACAGGGUCAAUAACGCUGGACUUAUCCUUGGCUCGUCCAGUGCCGGAAGACGGAGCCUGGUUCGGUCCGGGCAUGAUUGUCCUCAUAGAAGGCAUGUACGAAGAGGAUGGCUCAAACGCUGGGGGAGGUGUAGGCGGCAUGAUCGGAGGGCGCUUCUUCGGCAGCAGUAUUGGCGGUCCUCCUGCAGAGCGACGAGACGUGACGUUAGGCACAAGUGGAAGCUCCAACCACGGUGGCCCAUCGAUUCUCUCAGCAGGAGCCGGGUUUGGAUGGGUAGAUUUCCUCGGCGUAGGAAGCGAACGAGCUCAGGGGAAAGCAAUGAGAAGAAUUCAGCAAAAGACCUUAGGGAGCCGCGGUAGCGACGACGACGACGAGUCUCGCAAAAGAACAAAAAUCGCAGUGCUGGGCGAAUGUCAACUUGACAGCCCACGGACGCUAGAAGCAAUCCGGAAGAUCCUCGCAUCCUAUGCAGCGGCAGACUCAGUGGAAGACAGUCCCCUAUCAAUUGUCUUCAUGGGCAACUUCGUCUCAAAAGCGGUGUUAGCAGGCGCAGAGUCCGGAGCGGGAAGCAUCGAAUACAAGGAGCAUUUCAACGCGCUUGCCUCUGUCCUCUCCGAAUUUCCCUCAACACUGUCGAGCACAACCCUCAUCUUCGUGCCUGGAGACAACGACCCAUGGGCAUCCGCUUUCUCAGCGGGAGCAGCAGCACCUCUACCCAGAGACAAAGUCCCCGACAUCUUCACCCUGCGCGUGCGACGCGCGGUCAACACCGCGAAUCUGGAGGCAGGCAAAGUCAACGGAACCGGCGAAGCGAUCUGGACGAGCAAUCCAGCCCGAAUCAGCAUUUUUGGACCAGUGGAAGACAUCGUGCUGUUUCGAGACGACAUGGCUGGACGCCUGAGAAGGAGCGCCAUCACAUUCGAGAAGCCGGAUGAAGACGGAAACGACGAGGAUGUCCAGAUGGAUAGUGAUACGGUGGAGCCGGCCGCCACCACGGCCCCUUCAGGCUCCAGGCACAACCAUCAGCAUGGCCGCGAAGAGAUGCACCUCGACCCGUCCAUCCACGAAGCAGAAUCCCAUCUCCCCACAGACCCCCACCAAAACCCUCAGCAACACCAAUCAAAACCCUCCCCGUCUGAUGCCUCAGCCCGCAAGCUCAUCAAGACCCUACUCGACCAGUCACAUCUUUCUCCUUUCCCACUAUCUUCGCGUCCCGUCCUGUGGGACUAUGCUUCCGCUCUCCAGCUGUGCCCGUUGCCUACAGCGCUCGUGUUGGCUGAUUCUGAAGUCGCUCCUUUCGCAAUCACUUACGAAGGAUGUCAUGUGAUGAAUCCGGCGAGGGUGGUGGAUGAAUUGGGUUUUGAGGGCCGGAGAGGAGGGGUGGCGAGGUGGGUAGAGUAUGAUGUUAGGAAACGGAGGGGGGAGGUGAAGAAUGUGAGAUUCUGA